Molecule: messenger RNA, 4387 nt
Organism: Macadamia integrifolia
Lineage: Eukaryota; Viridiplantae; Streptophyta; Magnoliopsida; Proteales; Proteaceae
Product: disease resistance protein RPV1-like
Exons: 5
Coding region: 259-3999 (1246 amino acids)
Biological process (GO): signal transduction; defense response
Molecular function (GO): protein binding; ADP binding
Source: RefSeq, a predicted model, not a curated record
ACACCAAAGUACCGAACCUACAGAAGACUCGGUUGGAAUUUCAAGUUUUCAACCACACUUGCCAGUCGGCACGCGCUGGCCGAAGAAAAUUCUUUGUUCGAAUUUAAAAAAUCACUGAUGAAUUUUUUCGCACGGCGCCGUGAAAAAGUCUCAUCCAGGCGAUUAGAAAAACUGAGUUUUCUUCCGAGUAAACUGUGCGGAGAGAAAGAGACUUACAGCAAAAUAAAGUAAGUCUGCUAGUCACCUUCAUUCAGAUCAAUGGCGAUUGCUCCGUUUUCAUUGUCCUCUUCAUCUGCCACCUUUGGAUGGACUUACGAAGUCUUCUUGAGCUUCAGAGGUGAAGACACUCGAAAGACUUUCACAGAUCACCUCCGUGCGGCUCUUUUCAGGGAAGGGAUAGAUACAUUCACUGAUGAGCAAAUGCAAAGAGGAGAAGAAAUCUCUGGAAAGCUCAUGAGCGGGAUCGAGAAAUCAAGAAUCGCCAUUGUCGUUUUCUCGAGGAAUUAUGCUUCUUCGAGAUGGUGCCUUGACGAACUUGUGAAGAUCAUGGAAUGCAGGCAAUUGUUGGGCCAAAAGGUCAUUCCUGUUUUCCUCGAAGAUGCUGAUCCUGCGGACGUACGACACCAGAGGGGGAGUUUUGGAGAGCCGUUUGGAAGGCAUGAAGAGCGUUUCGGGCGAGCAACGGUGGAUAGAUGGAGGAAAGCUUUGACACAAGCAGCCGACCUCUCGGGAUUGAACCUCAAAGAUACUAACGGGUAUGAAGCAAAGCUGGUUCAAUAUGUAGUCAAGGAAGUUCUAAUUGAGUUAAGUAACACCCAAGUUGGAAAUCAUCUUGUUGUGAUAGAAAUGCGUGUACAGAGCAUUCUAAGAUUGUUACAGCAAGAUUCCAAAGGAAUAGCCGUCAAGUUUGUUUUGAUAUAUGGGGUUGUUGGAAUUGGCAAGACAACUAUAGCAAGGGCUGUCUGGGACCAAAUUGGUAAGACAACUAUGUUUGAAUGCCACAGCUUUCUUGAGGAUAUUCAACAGUCCUUACAAAAAUCCAGAGACAUAGUUCGUUUGCAAGAACAACUUCUAUCUGACAUCUUGGGAGGAAAAAUACACGAUGAGUUUAGUGAUGAGUGUGAUGGGGUACGUAUGAUUAAAGACAUUUUACACCAAAAGAAGGUGCUCCUUGUUCUAGAUAAUGUAGACUGUAUGUCUGAACUAAAUGGAUUAGCUAUUGCAGAAUGCGUGUUUGGUAUGGGGAGUAUGAUCAUAGUUACAUCCAGAAAUCAUGAGGAUUUUGUAUCUUGGUUUCAACAGAACAGACUUUUACGGAGGGGCUUCAUUGCUUUCUCAUGCAAGCUUAAUGAAUUAGGAUUUAAUGAAUCGCUUCAACUCUUCUGUAUAAAUGCCUUUGGGAGUAAAUAUCCUCCAAGAGAUCUUAUGAAACUUGCAAAGAAGAUGGUACUUGCAACUGGGGGCCUACCCUUGGCUCUUGAAGAAUUGGGUUCCUCCUUAUCUAAAAAGACACCAACACAAUGGAUGAGUACCUUAGAGAAUUUGAAAGAAAGCCCUAGCAAAGAAUUGAUGAGGCGGUUCAAAAUAAUCUUCAAUGGACUAAAUUAUGAACAGAAGGAAAUAUUUCUUGACAUUGCUUGUUUCAUCAUUGGGUAUCCUCUGGAAUACGCAUUUUGGAUAUUCACACAUUAUUACAACAAUGAAAUCAAGAUUCUAAUUCAGAAGUCUCUUGUAAAGAUCGGUAAGAACAAGGAGCUUACGAUGGAUAAUCUAGUACAGAACAUGGGUAGAGAAAUUGUCUACAAAGAAAGCCCAAAUGAUCCUGGAAACCGUAGUAGGUUAUGGAAGUACGAAGAAGUCAUGGAUGUCUUGGCAGAGCACAAGCGAGCAGCAAAUGUUAGAGGGCUCUCUGUUAGAUUUGAAGAAGCCACAUCACUACCCAAUAUUCAUAAUACUGAAGCACUUAGUGUGAGUACCAAAGCAUUGAAAAGAAUGUCUCAAUUAGAACUGCUCCGGAUUGAUAAUGCAAAGCUUGUAGGUUGCAUCAGUGAUCUUCCUCCAAACCUUAGAUGGUUUUGUUGGCAGGGAUGCCCCUUGGAAUAUGUACCACUUUCUUACUUUCCAGAUCAUAUCACUGUGCUUGACUUGUCAAAUAGCCAUGUGAAGGAAUUUGACAAUUGGCAACCAACCCAGUCUUUGUUGAAUUUGAGAGUACUUGACCUUGGAGGAUGUCACCACCUAAUUAGAACCCCGGACUUCUCAGGGUUACAAGGGUUACGGAGAUUGAUUCUUCAAAAUUGUGCAGAACUGGUUGAGGUUCACGAAUCUAUUGGGAAUCUCGAUUGUUUGCAGUUCUUGAAUUUGGGAUACUGCAAGAAUCUUCCGCGUCUUCCAACAAGUAUUUGCGAACUGAGAUCACUUGAAAUUCUAAUUCUUUCAAACUGCUCAAAAUUGAGAGAGUUGCCUUUAAAGAUGGGCAGUGUGAAGUACUUACGAGAGCUUCUUGUUGAUGGAACUGCGAUCGAACAACUACCAUUUUUAGUUGAAUCUUUUAAAAGCCUUGAAGUACUAAUGGCAACAAUGAGCAAAUUGACCCGUUUACCUCACUCAAUUUUUUAUUUGGAAUCUCUAGUCACCCUUAUAUUGGAUGGGACUGACAUCGAUGCACUACCUUUUUCAGUUGGAUCACUGUCAAAAUUGAAGAGCUUAUCAUUGCAUCAGUGUACAUUACUAAAAAGCAUUCCAACUUCAGUUGGGAAAAUGGAAUCGUUGGUUGAGCUUAACUUGGAAGGUACAGCAAUCAGAGAAAUACCCGACUUCCCUGUGCACAUAAGCAAAAUUGAGAAGCUAAAAAUUGGAGCUUGUAGAUUAUUGAAAAAGUUACCUGAUUCCAUUGGCAAUUUGAAAAAUCUACGAGUGCUUCACAUUGAUGGAUCUGCAGUAACAAACUUACCGGAUGGCGUUGGAUCCUUGGAGCAUUUGGAGGAUCUAGAUAUUUCAUCUUGUGAGAUGCUUGUGAAGCUUCCAGCUUCAAUGGAAAGGAUGAGAUAUCUGAAAUGUUUUAACAUGUCAGGAACUGGGAUUGUUAAAUUAACACAAGAUUUUGGAAUGCUUUCAUGCCUUGUGUGGUUGAAUCUGGGGAACAAUAAUUUCAGUGACCUUCCUGAUGAUUUCAGUGGCUUAUCUUCUCUCAAAGAACUUUAUUUGCAGAAUUGUAUAAUCCUUCAGUCUCUUCCAAAGCUUCCCUCCAGCUUAAUUGUCUUAGAUGCUGCAAAUUGUAUUUCCUUGGUAAGGGUACCAGACAUUUCGCACCUGGAAUACCUGGAAAAGUUAUGCCUCAACAACUGCUGGAAGCUUUCUGAGAUGGAAGGCCUCAUUGGAUUGCCAUCAUUGAGACUCUUGUUCAUGCAUGGAUGUAGCACUAGUCUUGGUGAUUCUUUCGGGAACAAACUUGUGCAGGAUAUGUACGAACAUAUAGAACAUCUCACUCUUCCUGGGGGUGCAAUCCCCGACCGAUUUAAAGAUAUGAGGAAGCAUAUAUUAAAAAGGCGGGUUGGCUAUUUUGAAAUGGAGGGAGCUUGCCUUCCCAGUCCUGGCUUUGAGAUCACUGGACUUAUUCUCUGGGUGGUUUUUGAGUACCGCCCUUUCGGAAGAAAUGACAUUGUGUGGCUUGAAAAAAUUGGCAUUUGUAUGGAAACAGGGGAGGACAAGGUUCCACAGAAGAGACUGGAAAUUAAAGUGAAAAUACAGGAGCCAGAGGUUUCACGAAAGGCUUUCGAUAUUGAAGUCACCCCUGGAGCUCUUCGAAGUGUAUUCGCCUUUUGCCAUAUCCGUGAUGAUGAGAUCCUUUCAAUGUUGGAAAAUGGAAGUGGAAUAAACAUUAAUGUUGGAGACUAUGCCAUCUCUUCAAUGAUGUGUUGGAGCAGAUGGGUCCCCAGUGAAAGAACAUCAAGACGAAACCUGAACUUCCAUAAACAGGAUCUCAAUUGGACCACUUGAGAUGCUGCAUGUGCCGAAUAAUGAUUUGGGAUUCAUUCCAUGGUAGCUUCAAUCUUCUGUUAUGGAGAUUGAUAGUGCAUUGUCCAAGUUUCAAUCUAUUUCUUCACAUCUGGAUGUUAUGACUUGAACUGUGGCUCAUAGCAUGGCAUCAAAAGCUACGAAGUUGAGAAGAAAUUAGCUAAGGAUAAACAAUACACCAGCACUGGUUGCAUCAAAUCCUUUUGGUGAGAAUACUUCUUGCUAAUUCAAUUUUAAGAUUGACAGGAGCAGCAUCUUCAAAAUUACAUUACCCUGUAUGAAUUUUUUUGAGAUUAUAUACAUUUCAUGCUGAUAUAUUAUAACCAAAGCUGGAAAACUUGUGAGCUAAAAUCAGUUCCCACAUCUGAAA